AUGGGAUGUUUUUAUGAAAACACAAGUGCAAGGAAUAUGGAGAACGUUUGGAAAUACGUGAUGGAUGAUGAGGUUAGAAGGAUUGGCAUUUUUGAAGGGGGGGGAAUCGGCAAAACAACCAUCACGCAUCACAUUAACAAUGAACUCUUGAAUGAAGCUUGUAACUUUGAUGAUGUUAUUUGGGUCACAAUAUCUAAAGCAUUCAACAUUAGAAAUCUACAGAGGCAGAUAGCCAAGGCACUGAAUCUUGAUUUGUCGAGUUAUAGGGAUGAAACAAAAAGAGCAUUAGAACUGUAUACAAUGCAUUUCCAAAAGAAGAGGUAUGUGGUCAUCUUAGAUGAUCUGUGGAAAGCAUUUCCUCUAGAUAAGGUGGGUAUUCUGAAGCAUCCAUAUCUAAUGGAUGUAAACUAG
Molecule: messenger RNA, 411 nt
Organism: Camellia sinensis
Lineage: Eukaryota; Viridiplantae; Streptophyta; Magnoliopsida; Ericales; Theaceae
Product: putative disease resistance protein At4g14610
Molecular function (GO): ADP binding
Source: RefSeq, a predicted model, not a curated record